GGUGCCACACCCUCCGGCACGUGCAGUCGUCGUGCGUGAUCCUGCACGCGAAGCCCAAAGCGAGGAAGAGGAGGAGGAGAAAAGGGGGAAGGAGGUAGAUGAGAAGGAGGAGGGGAGGAGGAGAACGACGAGCGCGCGCAGCAUCAGCAACACACACAAAGAGGUCGGAUGGUGUGAAUGGGAGAUGAAGGAGUGCUCGACACAGGACUGAUACACACCAUCAUACGCACAGGGAGACCGGCGGCGGCCAAGUAAAUUCCAGCCAUUCCGCCGCCUGUUUGGGAGGAAGAGGAGGAGGGAGACAGAGCAGGGGUUUGAGGAUCCCAAACUGAAACCCAGCCACUCCACCAGUGAUGUUUGCAAUGGGGUGGUCUCAGGCCUGGAUGAGUCCAAACAGCAUCUGAGCGAAUUAAAUCCCCUGGGGUCUCGAGCUUUUUCACAUGAAAGCAUUUUCAUCCCUGAGGAUUCCGUAGAGAAGCCGUGCUCAGAAUUGACCAUGUCUCAAGAGAACGUAUCAGACAAAGUCAGGAACCUGCAAAAGCAGAUAGCUCAUAAUAUAAAGUUUGGUCAGAAACCUCCCUCACUAAGAAAAAGCGAAGGAGAUGAAGGCAGCUCGGAUGAAGAAGACGUACAGAGAAGUCCGUUGCGGGUCCUGGCACAGGUGGAGCGAGAGCCACAGGACUCAGAAGCCAAGGAAAAUGUUUCAUCUGGUGCCCAUGAUGUGGUUCACCACAGGACCCCUGUGAAAUCCCCUCGUACAAAGCGGCCUCCUCCCCCUGGUACGAUUGAAUCGAUUAAUCUAGACGCCGUUCCCAAGUCCGCUCCACGCUUGGACAACACUGCUGCCAAACAUAAACUAUCCGUCAAACCGAAAAACCAGCGAGUGUCGCGCAAGCACCGCAGAUUCACGCAGGAGUAUCUGGAAGUGCAGGAAGAGACAGAAGUGCAGAAACUUUCAGAUGAAACAGAAGUUUGGAGAGAAGGGUAUGUAAGAAGCCACUGGACCAGAGAUGAUCAAGAGCUUCAUGAAAAAUCUAAGAAGCAGAGACUUCAUGAAGAGGAGCUGGAGCAUCUUGAGCUUCAGAGAAUCCAGGAGCAAGAGAAACAGAGAAGGAGAGAAGAAGAUAGAAGAGCUGAGGAACUGCGACUGGAACAGGAGACAAUGCGCAGAAAGCAGGAAGAAUGUCAGCGAAGGGAGGAGGAGAAGCAGAGGCAGUGGGAAGAAAACAUGAAGAAGGAAGAGGAUGAAAGGAGAAAGAGGGAGGAGGAGGAGGAGCAACGCUUGAAGGAGCUGGAAGAGAGGAAGAGACAUGAGGAAGAAGAAAGAAAAAAAAGAGAAGAAGAGAGACGGAGAGCAGAAGAAGAAAGAAGACAGCAGGAAAUCAUGGCAGAACGCCAUUGCCUGGAGAAGGAAAAAAGAAUGAAAGAAUUGGAGGAGCAGAAAAGAAAAGAGGAGGAGGAAGAGACAGAAAAACUAAGGCUUUGGGAGUUAGAGAAGAAAAAGCAAAGACAAGAAGAAGAGGAGGCUGAGAUUAAAAGAAUGGAUAAUGAAAAGAAAAGGAAGGAAGAGGAUAAAAGAAAGAGGCAGCAAGAGGAGAUGAGAGGUCCUGAGGAGCACUCGGCAUCCUCUGAUCCAGAGUGGAAGAGGAAAGCAGAGGAGCUGCGAUGGAGGGAGAUGGAAGAAAGGCAAAGACCUUUCACUUUCAAAGUGUCCUCUGGUGAAAAGCAAAUCCUGUUCCAGAAGGUUAAUCUAACACCAGUUACACCAGUAUCGGCUCAGCAGGGAGAAGUUGCUGCUGAGAUCAGGGAAGGCACCGCAGGAGUUCCUGAUUCACCGACUUUAUCUUCAUCCCUGUAUGUUCCUCACACUGCUAUAUUAGUGACUGGAGCUCAGCUGUGUGGUACGGCAGUGAAUCUCGAUCAGAUAAAAGAUACGGCCUGUAAGUCUCUGCUUGGUCUCUCUGAGGAUAAAAAAGCCUUUGGGACACCAACAGGGAAGAACAAGACGUCACCAGACCGCAAGUCUGGAAAAACCAAAUCUUUAAAUGAAGCUUCUUUAUCUGCAGACCAGUCUAGUGCUGCUGUCUUGGCAGAGUGGGCUAGCAUACGAUCCAAGAUUUUUAAAGGUGGCCUAGAUGGAAAGUACCAGGAAUACCCAGACAAACAGGUGCAGAGCCGAACGUCAAGCGAAGACAUCAACGAGCCACCGUUUUCUCACACUAAUCUCAGGAAAACUGUGUCAGCAAGUGCUAAGUUUUCCAUCACUCCAGCCAGAAAGAAGUUUGCUGACUCUAAUAAAAAUUCUGAGGUUUUUAGUCAGGAAGAGACAGAAAGAGGUCAUGGGGACGUACCCUCUACAGAUUUGGCUCCUAGUCAGCAUCUCCAUUCACCUUCCUCUGCUAGUAAAGGUCAGAACAAAGGAGCAAAGAUGGUCCGUAUCUCAGACAGUACAGAAGAAUGCAAGUUUGCCAAAGAUCUCCCUUCCUUCCUGGUUCCAGGUCUGCCACAUGGAUCCCCGAAAGCGCUGACAUCUGAAACAGGACCCUUGAGACAGCCGGUAUCAGAGGACUCGGACACAAAGGAUUAUGGGGAACACAGAGACCAGAAUGGUGAAGAGAGGCCCUCACCAUUUGGUAUCAAGCUGAGGAGGACCAACUACUCGCUUCGUUUUCAUAGUGAGCAAUCCACAGAGAAGAGGAAGAAAAGGUAUAGUGCAGGUGACAGUUUUGAAGGAGUACCAGUGCCCCUCACCUCUACUGACCAAUACUCUGACCCUUCUGCAGUCUCUGAGAAGACCAGUAUUACCUCUCCACUCGGAGAGAGUGAAAUGAAAUUACAAGGAACCUCUGGUGUAGACUCACGCUUCAGACCUGGUAGAAAUGCUUCCUCUUCGGCAUGUAGUGAACGUGACAAAGUCAACUCUAAGCCCCCACUUUAUCAGAAACCUGCAACGUUUCCCAAACCAUCCGAUGGUGCCACUCCUCCACCUUCUCCCUUACCUAAACCUAGUAGAAGGACUCCUGGAGACAUGCUUUCCCCAAGAUCCCCAGAUUUUCCCUCUGAAGAGCGCGUCGAUCAAAAAUUAGAGCCCUUAGAAUCCAUGCAGUGUCAGAAGAAUUGUCAGGGUGAUGAUGAGCCAAAAGAAAAGAAGUCCUUCUUUCCAUCCAUCAGCAUUCCAUGGAGAGAGAAAGCAGAUCGAAGGACUGAACUAAUAAGAAGAGAAAAGCCCUCACUGCAGAGCAGGCAUUCCUUAGAUAGCACACGGACACAGGAGAGGGAGACGGGACCAUUAUGGAUCACUCUGGCUUUGCAGAAGCAGAAGGGUUUUAGAGAACAGCAGCAAAGCAGAGAGGAAAGGAAAAACCAGAGAGAAGCCAAGCUGGCUGAGAAACAAGCCAGGGACAGAGAAAGCGGUGGAAUAGUAAGCCCUACAGAGGGGAAGGGGAAUGGAAACUCCAGUACUCCAAAGGCACAAACCCCAGAGGAGAACAAGAGACCAGACACGUUACUGACUCGCUUCGAGCGUCGUGACAACUUAAAGAAGGCCAACACCUUACCUACAUCUGUUACAGUUGAGAUCGCAGACUCUACCCCGUCACCUCCAGCAGCAAAGGACAUAACAAAGCGCUUCCCACCCAGUGACACGCCACAGGUUUCCACCGAACCAGCUUGGCUUGCUCUCGCCAAGCGUAAGGCCAAAGCAUGGAGUGACUGCCCACAGAUCAUCAAGUGAUAGGUUCAUUUUGAUACAAGCUUCUAAUCAGCUUGUUUAUUCCCCUGGUAUCAUUUCACCAACUAAUUACAAACUACCACAAUACACACCUGGAGGAAAACUGCAUUCACUUUGUUGGUUGUUUUUUUUUUUUUUGGUGCCAUUUUCACCCCGCAAAAUGGGUAGCAAGCGACAUGUAUAACUAAAACAUUGACAUUCUUCUAAUAUUCUAAAACGAUCCAUAACUACGGUUAUGUUUUCGAUCAUGCCGCUGAUUAAAUAUACAGUUCUGGAUUUGAGAGACAAACACGAAGAGCAAAGCGUCUCAAUUGAACUCUAUUAUUUAUGUAUAUUUUUAAUUUGCAUUAAAGUCAAAUAAAAUAAAAUAAAAUAAAAUAAAAAUACAGCUUUCAAUUGUAUAUCUUCUAGUCACAACCCAGGAAUCUAAGCCCAGCAGACCUAGCAAAACAUUUGUCGGAAUAUAUUAGGCAUGCGUAGUAUACAGAGAAAAAUUACUAAAACAAAUGUCUUCUUUAACAGUUUGAGAUAAACUCUUUGGGAAAUCUUUUAAGAACUCACUCAAGGGCUAAAGCUGCCCAGUAGAUAUCACCAUAACAACCAUCUUACUUCACCCCCCCUGAUGUAUUACAAGCAUGGAUACUGUUUUUGUAUUAUUAUAUAUAUUUUUUUUUUUAUUAAAUCAAGAUACUGGUCCUGCCAUCUUUCAAAAAUGUAUUUGUUAAAUUGUCUUAACACCCGGUGUCUAAUAUGGACAAGCUCAAUUCUCAUGUUUUAUUUUAUUUUAUUUUAUUUUUUUUGUGAAUAUUUACUUAUCUGAUAUCUUGGCCAAGAUUUUCACUGUGUGACAAAUGACUGCGGUCAUUUAAGCCAUCACCGAAAAUAAGCGUUAAUGAUGACGGUCACUGUGUUUACUUGUGUAAAUAACAUACAUAGUAAAUGUUUUCUGAACAACACUUCUGUUAAACCACAAUGUUAAAUCACUUAACUGGAAACCAUUAAGCAAAAGAAAAGUUAACGAACUAUCUGCUCCUCGCACAGUGUUUUACGCCCUCCGGUUUCUUUGGAAAUAGUUCAUCUUCAACACAGACUGCUUGCUUGCUGUAAUAGGUACACUGUUAUCCUGUAGCUUGUCCUAGCGCUUCUCGUAUCUGACGUUAAAAAGCAAGUCAGUGGGAGAUCGGUGCUUUAAAAGAAAAGAAAGGAAAAAAAAAAAAAAAAAAAAGUCCUGCUGGGGGAAGACUAACCAAUGACUUCGCAGAGGAAAUGACAUGAUUCUCAGAAAUAACAACAGCUUCGAACUAAUAGAGAGCUUUUGAUCUUAAAACACAGCAAAAACACACCAACCCCCUGUACUUAACGUAAUAUUUUGUAUGUAUGUAUGUAUGUAAUGUAUGUAGGUAUCUAUGUACAGAGGUGGACUGAACUGCACUGUGUUCCUUUGAAGAUCCCGGAGUUCCGUCGCUUUGUUUAUAAUUCGGUCCUGUGCAAUCGUGUAGCGUCACAAACGGUGUUGUAUGUAACAUUGAAAUAAAAGCAGUUUGUUGGUA
Molecule: messenger RNA, 5280 nt
Organism: Tachysurus vachellii
Lineage: Eukaryota; Metazoa; Chordata; Actinopteri; Siluriformes; Bagridae
Gene: cracd
Product: capping protein inhibiting regulator of actin dynamics
Exons: 9
Coding region: 497-3733 (1078 amino acids)
Biological process (GO): negative regulation of barbed-end actin filament capping; maintenance of gastrointestinal epithelium
Source: RefSeq, a predicted model, not a curated record